Pestalotiopsis fici W106-1 is the source of this 1365-nucleotide messenger RNA. RefSeq names its product O-acetylhomoserine (thiol)-lyase. The coding region runs from base 1 to 1365 and encodes 454 amino acids. Gene Ontology annotation, molecular function: pyridoxal phosphate binding; transferase activity, transferring alkyl or aryl (other than methyl) groups. The record is from RefSeq and is a predicted model, not a curated record. Lineage: Eukaryota; Fungi; Ascomycota; Sordariomycetes; Amphisphaeriales; Sporocadaceae. The transcript has 5 exons. Gene Ontology annotation, biological process: transsulfuration.
AUGGCGGAACAGCUGAGCAAGAACUUUGAAACGCUCCAGCUACAUGCAGGUCAAGAACCCGAUCCUGCCACUAACUCGAGAGCCGUGCCUAUAUACGCAACAACGAGUUACACGUUCAAUGACUCGGCUCAUGGAGCGAGGCUUUUUGGCCUCAAGGAAGCAGGCAAUAUCUACAGUCGGAUUGGAAACCCCACUGUUGCCGUGUUCGAAAAUAGAAUAGCUGCCCUAGAAGGCGGAGCGGCCGCUCUCGCGACCUCGUCUGGUCAGGCCGCACAGUUUAUAGCAUUGACGGCUCUGGCGCACGCUGGCGACAACAUCGUCUCGACGACGAAUCUCUAUGGUGGCACCUACAAUCAGCUCAAGGUGCUUCUGCCGCGACUUGGCAUCAAGGUCAAGUUUGUCGAGGGCGACAAGGUAGAGGAGCUGGUUGCUGCUAUUGACGACAAGACAAAGGCCGUCUAUCUCGAGAGUAUUGGCAACCCGAGAUAUAACAUUCCCGACUUCAAGGCACUUGCAGAUGCUGUGCAUGAAAAGGGAGUUCCCUUGGUUGUCGACAAUACUUUUGGAGCUGGAGGCUACUUUGUCAGGCCGAUAGAACACGGUGCUGAUGUAGUUGUACACUCGGCAACCAAGUGGAUUGGGGGCCACGGCACUACCAUUGGUGGUGUGAUUGUUGAUGCCGGAAAGUUUGACUGGGGCAAGCAUGGAGCAAGAUUUCCUCAGAUGGUUGAGCCCUCGGAGGGUUACCACGGGCUCAAGUUCUGGGAAACUUUUGGCGCCCUCACCUUUAUCAUGCGCGCUCGUGUCGAGAUCAUGCGUGAUCUAGGCGCCUGUCUGAACCCCUUUGCAGCACAGCAGCUACUGCUCGGUAUCGAGACCUUGAGCUUGCGCGCCGAGAGGCACGCAGAGAAUGCCCUGAAGCUGGCAAAGUAUCUCGAGGAGAGCGAAUACGUCAGCUGGGUCUCAUACCCGGGACUUUCGUACCAUCCCAGCCACGCUCUGGCCAAGAAGUAUCUCAGGCGCGGCUACGGCGGUGUUCUGAGCUUUGGCGUCAAGGGAGGAGGUGCGGCCGGCAGUCAAGUAGUGGACGGAUUCAAGCUCAUUUCCAACCUGGCCAACGUCGGCGACUCCAAGACGCUGGCGGUCCACCCAUGGACCACGACCCACGAGCAGCUCUCGGACGAGGAGAAGAUCAGCUCCGGCACGACCGAGGAUCUGAUUCGGAUCUCGGUGGGAACGGAACAUAUUGACGAUAUAAUUGCUGAUUUUGAGCAGUCGUUCAAAGCUGCUUCCGCCACGACCAAGGAUGGUGCUGAAGGUGACGCCCCCAAUGCUAAGAAGGAUGAGGCGCCAGUUGUUGUUUAG